GACGGUACACAAAUCUUACGGGAUCAAUUUCCACUUUUUCAUAAUUGUGAAAAUCGCGGAUUUCUCACGCUGUGUAAGCUAUUUAUUUUUAAACAACAAUAUGACCGAAGAUCUGAAACUGAUCGUGUUGGAGGUGAACAAGCUGCUCCAGACCGAUUACAACCUGAUAACGUUCGAUUCGCUGGCGCCGGAAUCGUUGCUGCAGGUGCUGGUCGAUGUGUUUCACGCCUUUCAAGCGAUCGAUAAGCUGGACGUGCGGGAGCUGGACCCGGAGGAAACCAAUCUGCUGGUGAUGGAAUCGCUGCGGAAAAUUCAAUACCGCCCACCGGGUGAUCUGGAGGAUCCCGGUUCUUUUCGGCGGGGUUUGGUCCGGGGCGAGAAAAAACUGAUCCAUCCGAUCCUGCGGUGGACCUUUGAAAAUCGCGAUCGGGUUAAGAAAUCUUCGUAUUUGGCUAAGUUUCUGAUUCCGUUGGAUUUGCCGCCGGAGGCGAUGGCGAUGCCAGAUUUGAGCAACUUGUGGGCUCAAUAUCUGCAGACUAUGGAUGACUUCAAGGAUGCCCAUCGAGCCUAUGAGCAGUCGGUGCAUGAGGGAGCUCAAACUAGGGAGUUGAGGAGUGACAUUGGAGCGAUUGAGGCCGAGAUUGAGAACGUUAAGAAAAGAAUCGAACGUACUCAAGGAAGAUUGGACAAGGUUCCCCAGCAGGAGCUGUUGCUCGAGGCAGCGAAUAGUCUGCGCAUUGAGAAAGAGCGCCAGAAGGAGCUGUUGGCUCAAAUCGAAGAACAAAAGCAAGGUUUGCACCGUGCAAAUUUGAUCCACGAUCGGCUGCAGAAAGAUGUUCACAAUGCAAAGAUGUCGGUGCAAGGAGCAACACCGCAGAAUCUGAUGGAAAGCAUUAUCGAGGAAACCCAAGUUCUGGAGUUUAUGGUCCAACAGAAACUGCCUCAGGAGCUGCUUCAACGACGAUCAGAAGUUCAAACACUGCAGGAGGUUAUCGAUGAACCAAAUAUUACCCGUAGCGAUCUGACGGAAUUGCAAGGAAAGAUCGACGAUUUGAACCGGGAGAUACAAAAACACGUAGAGAUACGGAUGACCGAAUACAACACCCAUAACGAUACGCUGGGACCGUUUCGUCAACAGGCAGCGAUGGUCGCUAGGAACAAAGAAGCGGCGGCCGAGCAGUUGGAUCAGAUGACGAAGGAACUGCGGGAGAUCGACAAUCUGCUGCAAGACAAGCAGCACCGUUUGCAGGAAACAGUCGGAGAAGUAAUUCUACGUGGAGAAGAACUGAAGCAGUUCGUCAAUACGCUUCGGGCCAAAAGUAACGUUUACAAGCAACAGAGAUCUGAACUAGCGUCGGUCAAGGCGGAAGUGGCUGAUCUGACGCAAACGUUGGAGAAUCUCAAAUCCCAGGAUCCUUCACUCUCGAGUACCCUGUCCCAGGUGACGACGGACGACGAAACGGCAAGCCUGGUCAGUGGCAGUGGGCUUGGUGGUGGGGAUCUAGGCAGUUUGGUCGAUUCUGUCCCCUCGAGCCGUCCCGAUUCGCCGUCCUCCGGCAUUGCGUCCCGUGGUAUGACCGAGCUGACGCGACUCGUUGACGGCCUCCAGAGGGCCGUGACGGCCGCAAGAGAACGUGUCACACCGCUGUCGCAGCAAUUGCGCCCACUCAGGGAGCGGGUAAUCGAGCUGAAGGAUGAGAUGGAUUCCAAGAAGCAGUCCUACGAUGCGUUGAUUGCCACCUUGAAUGCCGAGUCAGCCGUGAUGCAAACCAAGAUCACCGAAGCCGACAAAGCUAUCAAGUCGCUGGAGCAACAGUGGCAGGAGCUGCAGCUGGAGUACGAACGCUCGGAGCUGCUGCUGGAAAAAGCUGGCGAGGAGCUUGCGGCAGCCGUCACCGAUCCCAGCGGCAAGACGCGACUGUCCCUGAAGGAAACGCUGUCGCAGCAGAUCUUCGAACAGGAAACCAUCGGAAAGCGGAUGCUGGAGGAUCGGAACCGAUUGCAGGGAAACCGAACCGAACGGCAACGGCAGCAGGAAAUGUGGGGGGAUCUGAAGCGGCUGUUUGAGGUGAAAAUAAAGUGCUUUUACGACAACAAACAACGGGGACCGGGCGGAACGAUGUCCGUCAGCCGAGGAGGGGCGGAAACGUUCACGCUGCAAUGAACAGAUUUUAUUCCCUAUAUAUAGACUGUACUGAAAAUUAUGAAUAGGUACACUUUCUUUCUUAAAUAAAAGAAACAAUGAUUUUAAAUAAUGUUAUU
Messenger RNA from Uranotaenia lowii, 2262 nucleotides. RefSeq names its product intraflagellar transport protein 81 homolog. NCBI's taxonomy places the organism in Eukaryota, Metazoa, Arthropoda, Insecta, Diptera, Culicidae. Gene Ontology annotation, molecular function: tubulin binding. Gene Ontology annotation, cellular component: intraciliary transport particle B; centrosome; cilium. The transcript is spliced from 3 exons. The record is from RefSeq and is a predicted model, not a curated record. Gene Ontology annotation, biological process: intraciliary transport; cilium assembly. Bases 101 to 2164 code for a protein of 687 amino acids.